CUAUCAUAUCAAUAUGUCAUCUAACAAUAGUAACGGACUUAAAAGAGUUGCAGAAACAAAUGGAGCAGAUGUUUCGGAUCCUAAAAAGCCAAAAUUGGAUCCGGAUGCCCAAUUGGAUGAUAUCUUUAGCGAACCUGACUUUCUUACACCAAGUCAAGAAUUAAAUACCAAUGUCAAUGAAGACUUUUCGGACUUACCAGGUAAGAUACUAGAGAGUAAUGUAUUGAGUGAAGGAAACAAAGUAGAUGUUCAACAACCGCAAUCUCAACCGCAAUCUCAAUCACAAGCACAACCACAAGUACAACCACAAGCACAAGCACAAUCUCAAUCUCAACCAGUACAACCACCCAUUCUGACUAUACCUCAAUCACAAUCAUUAACACAGAUACCACUUGAAACAGGAGGAGCUCAAGUGCCACUUACAGGUCAAACCUUAGGUCAACAACAAGCUCAACAAAAAGUUCUGAAUGAUCCAUCACGAUUAAAUGAUGCUAUUGUUGCGGCAGGAGUUGAUAUUCAACAAGAAGAAGAAUUAUUAUUACAACAACAAUAUAGAAGAGAUGAUGUUUCAAAAGAUUUAAAACAAAUUAUACGUUCAUCUAAACCACCACCAUUUCUUAAUGGAUAUCAUCUUGCAUCAUUUGUUACUAAAGUUGCUCGAGAAAAUGGUGUACAACAAUAUUUUCUUCAAGAAGCUGAAUUAUUAGAAUUAGUAUCAGCCGCUUGUGAAACAUGGUUAUCUAAUAUUAUUCAUAAAACCAUCAUAUUAGCUCGUCAUCGUAGAAGAGGAAUUCCUGCCUUAAAUCCCAAAAAUAAAAAGCCUGGUAGUGGUAGUGGUAGUAGCAAUAGUAGUAGUAGUUCAGUAGUAAGAUCAGAAUUAUCCAAGGAAUUACGUAAUUUAGCAUUGAGACAGAAAGAUUUAGAAGAAAGAAGAGUUCAAAAACGUAUAGCAUUAGGACUUGAAAAGAAUGAUAUUGAUGGUAAUGGAGAUGGAAGUGAUUCAAAAGCUGGAGUUGAAGAAACUUUACAUAGAGCAGCCAAUGCUACAGCAGCUAUGAUGUCAAAUACUGGUAGAAAGAAAUAUUCAUGGAUGACAUCAGCUAAUGGAGGAGCCACUGAUGCUAGUAAAGGUAGUGAUGAAAAGGGUAAGAAGAGUUCUAUAAUAUCGAUUAGAGGAGAGAAUGGAUUAAGAUAUCGAGAGAUUAGAACUGGGAAUUCUGUUACUAUGAAGGAUUUAUUAGGAGCUAUUGAAGGAGAAAGGAUGGGGACUGAUAAAGCGAUAGUGAAGGCUUAUGCGAAACUUAAGGAUUGAGUGUAGUAAUUUAGUUAUCUUAAUUAUAUACAGUCUUCUGUCUUAACUAGUAAGUAUGUAAAGGUGUACC
This is a messenger RNA of Scheffersomyces amazonensis, 1382 nucleotides long. RefSeq names its product Taf4p (gene TAF4). Gene Ontology annotation, molecular function: DNA binding; RNA polymerase II general transcription initiation factor activity. NCBI's taxonomy places the organism in Eukaryota, Fungi, Ascomycota, Pichiomycetes, Serinales, Debaryomycetaceae. Gene Ontology annotation, cellular component: transcription factor TFIID complex. Gene Ontology annotation, biological process: transcription initiation at RNA polymerase II promoter. The record is from RefSeq and is a predicted model, not a curated record. The coding region runs from base 14 to 1312 and encodes 432 amino acids. The transcript has a single exon.